AUCUCAUUUAUGCGGCCGAGACUGGUGGAAAUCUCCCCAUAAUCGCGCUCCUUCCGCAUUCCCAUAUUCUGAUUUCCCCAUAAUCCCUCCCCUUCCCAAUUUCUGAUUUCCACAAUCCCGUCACCGCCUGUCCGCCACCGGCCACCCCCAGUCGGUCGUCCGAUAGCCCGCUGCCCCCUGUCUGCAGCCAGAAAUUCAGCUUUCUGCCUUCCGUUCUCUAUUUCUCUUUCUCUUCUUAGAUUUUGUUACUUUCAAAUCAGUUGCUAUGUCGACGGUACCAUCAUCAUCAUCCACAUCAAUUUCUUCACAAUUCACAUAUUCAAACGGAUCAUAUUUUCCGACGCCCUUUCAUUUACAGCAACCGCAGUAUGCCGCGCUACCACAACCUUCUCUUCCUGCCGCUGUUCCUAUGAUUCCUACUGCAUCCGUUGUUCCUGCAGCGUAUUCCGCUGCUCCAGGUGUCUAUACGCUUCCUCAAUUUCAGCAGGCACAACAACUAUUUCAAAAAGAUGCACAAACUAUAACUCCUGAAGCUUUAGAGAGUGUCAAAGCAGCUCUUGCAAGUAGCGAUAUUGAACACAAAGCUGAAACAAAGAAGAAAGCAAUACCUCGUAAAGCUGCAGGGCAGACAUGGGAGGAUCCAACACUAGCAGAAUGGCCUGAAAAUGACUAUCGCCUAUUUUGUGGCGACCUUGGAAAUGAGGUGAAUGAUGAUGUCUUGUCAAAAGCCUUUUCACGGUUCCCUUCGUUCAACAUGGCAAAAGUGGUUAGAGAUAAGCGGACAGGUAAGACUAAGGGUUAUGGUUUUGUUAGCUUUGCCAACCCUUCAGACCUGGCUGCUGCAAUGAAAGAAAUGAACGGUAAAUAUGUUGGAAACCGGCCAAUUAAACUACGCAAAAGCAAUUGGAAAGAGAGAAUAGAUGUAGAAGCUUUGGAAAGGCAAAAGAACCAUGCGUCAAAGAAGCCUAAGCUGGCUAAGAAGAGUGUGUUGCACAAGUGAAUAUCAGCAACUUGAGUUACCAGAACAAUUGACGUUCGUUGAACUUUUUGUGGGCUCUUUGCUUGAUGACAUGUUCUGUUGGAGAUAUGAUUAUGUUCAUGCUCGCCAGACCAAAUUCGGAAAUAUGUCUACAUAAAUGAUUAAUUUAGCUUGGCUUAAUCGAAUGUGCCAUGGGGCUUGCUUGUAUUUGAACAGAUUAAGAAAUUCUUAGUAUUAAGUUGUAUUAUGUUGCAUCAUUUCAGUAAAAUGUUAUUGCAAAAUAAGUAGUAUUCUUCGCUUACUUCAAA
Messenger RNA from Amaranthus tricolor (Joseph's coat), 1287 nucleotides. RefSeq lists its product as uncharacterized. The transcript has 8 exons. NCBI's taxonomy places the organism in Eukaryota, Viridiplantae, Streptophyta, Magnoliopsida, Caryophyllales, Amaranthaceae. Gene Ontology annotation, molecular function: mRNA binding. Bases 266 to 1000 code for a protein of 244 amino acids. The record is from RefSeq and is a predicted model, not a curated record.